UCCUCCUCAGCGCGGAGGAGGGCGACAAACGCUGUGGAACCGCAGAGUGGAACCGUAACGGAGCUUACAAGCAAUGUGAUAUUCAAAAAUGUGUUUCCGCCGAGGACUAACGUUUUCAAAGCCUCCGAUCGUAGCGAGGGAGACAGUGCCACACGUUAAAGGAUUCCUGCUGCCUUAAACCCCGAAGAAGACAGAGGAGGAAGUGGGAGGACUGUCAACAGCAUCCAAAGAUCGUUUUAAUGUACAGAGUAACAACUAAAUCUCUGUACGCUCCGGACAGGACUGAAGUGCCUCGACGCAGGGAUGGCUCCUCGUGUGGAUGAUGUCAUGCGUCUGUGCUGUGAAGUAUCGACUCAUGAUCAGAUCAAGGUCGCAGUGAAAAACAGCACCAAAGGAGCAGUGGUGGCAGGAGGAACUGCCUUCCUAGGCGGCCUCCUGGGUGGACCUCCAGGAAUCGCUGUUGGUGGAGCAGUAGGCGGUCUCUUGGGCAGCUGGCUGACCAGCGGUCAGUUCAAGCCUCUGCCUGAGAUCCUGAUGGAGCUGCCGCCUCAGCAGCAACAGAAGCUCUAUAGUGAUGUUGUGGCCAUCUUAGGAAGCCUGGACUGGACAGACGCAGCCCAGCUCAUAGCCCUCGUGAUGGGCAAUGCCACUCUCCAGCAGCAGGUUGUUGCUGCGUUGCUUAACUACGUCACAAAGGAGCUCAGAGCGGAGGUGCGUUAUAAAGACUGAGCUAUGGUUCCAAAUGGACUUUUCAGGAUUUGAGUUCAGGUCUGCCAAACACAACCAGAGUCCUCUACAACGUCUCCCACAGUAUCACUGUGGGAGUUUCUGUGAAACUGAGCUCUGUAUUUAUUUCUGUAGUAAAUUUUCCUCUGUAAGUGCAUCGUGUGUGAACCUGAGACACAAUCAGAUCAAUGACAGACGGAUCAACGUCAGAUUUCCUCUCUGCUUUUUUAAACUGGUGGUAUUGUGUCAUCUAUUCAGGAUUACAUAUAUUAUAUAAUGUCCUCAUUAUCAUUACUAUGUAUCAGGGUGUUUUUAAUGUUUUAGAGUUUAAUGUUAGAUGUUUAGAUUAUUAUCCAUCACACAGUACCAUCAGGGAGGUGUCUGACCAGUCGCACACUCAUUCUGCAUCAUGACACUCACCUUAAAUACACAGCCAGAGUCUAAAGGCACUGGUGACAAACAGGGACUGGGACUACAUGAGGAGAUCCACAGAAGAGCUGUGGCUAAUUCUCCAAAGGUGCUGGAACAACCUCCCUGCUGACUACAGUGUGUAUGCACACUUACACAAACUGCUGCUGUUUUUGCAGGCUGGAGGUGGUCACAUCAAAUACUCAUUAGGUUUAGGUUUUUCUCUGUUUGCUGAACUUUGUAUGAAGUCAACUGAUGAAACUAUUUAUGGCCUUAUUUUGAAAAGAAUCCUGACUUUACUCCUAGUGCCUGAAACCUUUGCACAGCGCCGUGCCUCUGCUUCUGAAUUUCAAAUGAAAUAAACUUUUCAAGCUGU
Molecule: messenger RNA, 1510 nt
Organism: Toxotes jaculatrix (banded archerfish)
Lineage: Eukaryota; Metazoa; Chordata; Actinopteri; Toxotidae
Product: protein C19orf12 homolog
Exons: 4
Coding region: 304-729 (141 amino acids)
Source: RefSeq, a predicted model, not a curated record